Rosa chinensis is the source of this 1428-nucleotide messenger RNA. RefSeq lists its product as uncharacterized. Gene Ontology annotation, cellular component: membrane. Gene Ontology annotation, biological process: transmembrane transport. The transcript is spliced from 6 exons. Gene Ontology annotation, molecular function: transmembrane transporter activity. The coding region runs from base 1 to 1428 and encodes 475 amino acids. NCBI's taxonomy places the organism in Eukaryota, Viridiplantae, Streptophyta, Magnoliopsida, Rosales, Rosaceae. The record is from RefSeq and is a predicted model, not a curated record.
AUGGAUCAAAAUGUUUCAGAUUCAUCUUCAGAUGCUGCAAAUGAGGAAUUUUGGGAGCUUGCCAAUUCAUCAUCAGACGAAGAAUUGAUGAAUCUGCAGAUUACUGCUCUACAAGAGAUGGGAAGAAGAAGACGCCGGGGCUCAAUUCCUGGUCGCAUAUAUAAAGAUAGACAACGAUUGCAAGGCCACGAAACACUCUACAAUGAUUAUUUUGCUGCAAAUCCUGUUCAUGAAGAAGUUGUAUUUCGGAGAAGGUUUCGGAUGCAUCGACAUCUUUUUCUUCGAAUUCUAGCUGCAGUAGAAGCUCGUGACUCCUAUUUUGUUCAAAAAAGGGAUUCAGCAGGACGUCUUGGGCUAUCGUCUCUUCAAAAAGUUACCGCUGCAAUGAGGAUGCUUGCCUAUGGAAUUGGGGCAGAUGCUGUGGAUGACUAUCUUAGAAUCGGUGAAAGCACAGCAAUUGAAGCUAUGAGAAGGUUUGUCCAAGCUGUUAUUGAUGUAUUUCGUGCUGAAUACUUAAGAAGGCCAACUUCUGAUGAUAUUUCCAAAUUGCUAUUGAUUGGUGAGAGUCGUGGAUUUCCUGGAAUGCUUGGUCGAGCCCCUCCAGUCUCUUAUAAGAUCAAUGAGCAUGAAUAUACAAUGGGAUACUAUCUAGCCGAUGGCAUAUAUCCUUCAUGGGCCACUUUCGUCAAAACCAUUCCAUGUCCACAAGGAGAGAAAGCAAAGAAUUUUGCUAAAGCUCAAGAGGGAUGUCGGAAAGAUGUAGAACGAGCAUUUGGAGUGCUCCAAGCACGUUUUGCAAUUGUUCGUGGACCGGCUCGUUGUUGGGAUCGUGAAAUGCUUCAAAAGAUCAUGACAGCAUGUGUGAUAAUGCACAACAUGAUUAUUGAAGAUGAAAGAGUUGAGCGUGCUGCACAAGAUGAUCUUGAAACUCUUGCAAGGCAAUAUGCUGAACCAGAUAUGGAUAUUGAUGAUGUUAUGGUUUCCCGUAAUCACACAAUAGAGUUUGAGGAUUUUAUCAGCAAUCAUUUGCGAAUUCGUGACAAGGGAACUCAUACUAUGCUCCAAGCAGAUCUAGUUGAGCACUUGUGGCAAAGUCACUUGGCUAAUAUCAUUGUUUUUAUUGGGUCAACCCUAUUAGAUAGACAACAGCUAUCUGGUAUAAAUGCUGUCUUUUAUUUCUCCUCAACUGUAUUCAAAAGUGCCGGAGUACCAUCAGGCCUUGCUAAUGCCUUCAUAGGAAUUGCAAAUAUAUCAGGAUCUGUUGUCGCAAUGGCUUUGAUGGAUAAAGUAGGAAGGAAGGUGCUACUGUUAUGGAGCUUCUUUGGCAUGGCGAUGGCAAUGGCUGUUCAAGUAGUUGCAGCAAGUUCUUAUUCUUCAGGCUCUGGUAGUGGAAUGAGAGGCUUGAUUGAUAAAUGCUACUUGUGUUAA